Nematocida major is the source of this 342-nucleotide messenger RNA. RefSeq lists its product as uncharacterized. The coding region runs from base 1 to 342 and encodes 113 amino acids. NCBI's taxonomy places the organism in Eukaryota, Fungi, Microsporidia. The transcript has a single exon. The record is from RefSeq and is a predicted model, not a curated record.
AUGCAGUGUUUGUUUUCCUUGGCAUUCCAGCGCGGUUGCAUGGGGCCCAAAAAUAUUCGGAUUAUCCGGGUCCUGCUUGUUUUUGUGCGGAAAGCAGGAAAGAGCUGCUCGCUCGCGGCACUGCAUGGCCGUGAGCCCACAGAAAGCCCCACGCAGGGCCGCACAAAUUCAGUAUUCAAGUGGAAGCUUUUAUUCUUUGCCAAGAGCAGGGUGCUUCCACAGGGUGGCCGCACAGUCUUUAGUGCACUCCCCGAAACGGCAGAAAUGCGUGCGGACUUGGAAAGGGAUUGCUUGAAAAGGAGCAGCGAUGCCCCGCAAAAGAGUCUUCGAAUAUACAAAUAA